Molecule: messenger RNA, 2976 nt
Organism: Neoarthrinium moseri
Lineage: Eukaryota; Fungi; Ascomycota; Sordariomycetes; Amphisphaeriales; Apiosporaceae
Exons: 4
Coding region: 1-2976 (991 amino acids)
Molecular function (GO): ubiquitin conjugating enzyme activity
Source: RefSeq, a predicted model, not a curated record
AUGGGGCCUCGACUGGACCAAGUCAAAAGCCUAUCACGCCGACUUAGUCAUUCCCGUCGUGCUUCGUCAAGGAAGCCCGAUAAGCAUACGAAUAUUAAGAGCAGCACUUCCAAGGAAGACACGGCAGACGUGGAAGGAAGACUUGUGGCAGCACUGGCAGAAUAUUCUGCCGCAUCGGUCCAGCCGUUCGACCAGGAGCACCUCGGAGACACGAUGGGCUCGCAGAACAGCGGCCAAGUGACCUGGUCUUGGGCUCCAGAAUAUGUGAAUCACAUUCAGCCAGGGUCGUCUUCUCUUUAUACUGGCGGCACCUGGAACAAUCCUGUCGACUUGACCAUGGCCACCCCGCGCUCGAAUCAGGAUUCGGCCGAAGCGAUUUCGGCCAUUCCCUCGCCGUUCGUGCACUCUUGCGAGACUGAUCGGAAGCUCACUUCUCCCUUGCCACCUCUUGCGCCAGGUAGGCUGUCGCCAAGAUCCUUCGAGUUAUAUCAAGAGCCAUCCUGGCCACCUCCGCAGCCUCUUUCGCCCCUGAACACUCCACAUUCGAAUCCCGCGACAAACGCACCCGCCCUACAAAACUCAACAGACAAAUCCCCGGCCUUUGUGUCCCCGUCAAUGGCUAGCGGAUCGCACAGUUUCAGUUUUCCAUUGCACCAAGCAGCAUCAUUCAUCCCUGAACUGCCAUCAAAUCUGGAUAAUGCGAGUUACUUUAUGGAGCAGAUCCUCAAGGAUGAGGAACUUGCGCAAGCCUUGCAGCUCCAGUAUAAUCAAGAGCUGGUAGACGCGUCCGCAACGGGGAAAGAGACAGACAUGGACAUUGGAGCGGCUCCGUUGAGUGAUUCGACAGGGCAUGGUGGUUUCAUUCUCCCUAACGUGGGCUUCGACGUACUCCCUGAUCCCUGCUUCCCAGGGCACCCAGGAACACUGGCACCAGAUGCACCGACUGAGAUGGAAAUCGACACGUCUUCCAGGGUACUUUCCCCACCACCUCUUUCUGUUGCUAAUGAGGACGAAGAGGACUGGGCCGAGAUUCCCGAGGAAGAACAGAUCUGUCUUGAGCAGCUAAGGCAAUACACCAGGUCGCUCAAUGUUCCUUGCGCGGCGUGCAGCAGAAGAAUCACCACACGACAAGAAGACAUCCCGGAUAUGACACGGAAGUGGGUUGCCAGCACAGAACCUUCCCAAUCAUGGGGCUUCGCUUCUCAGCACAUAUCGCCGCUUUCUCUCCCAUCCACCAAGAUCAGCGUUGGGGGCAUGGAGUUUCUGGUCUACUACUGUUGUGACGGUGGGCGAGAGUUUGCGCUGUGGGCUCUUGCGUGUGGGUGGGAGCAGUUCCCCUCGAGAUCUCUGAAACAGGCGGUUGUCAAUAAGUUGCGAUCACACAGACCACAAACCACCUGGCAUACCCAGGGAGGCAGUCCAUCACAUGCUCGGCACUCUCGUAAUUUGUUCCACAGAACUCCAAUCGUAGCCAAAGGCACGGGUUAUGGGGGCGCUGAUGCCUGGUCGAUGCCAUUCGGACCCGGCAGGAGGCAGAAAGCUGUCAACACCAUAAUAGCACCAAAGCCCCUAGAUGCCAAAGAGGAUCUAGCGCAUGAGGCCUAUUUUCGACUGGUAUCUGUACUUCUGCCGUCCCUCAACGCACCAAACCCUACGAACAUAGAUAUGACGCCGCCCAUUCAUCUCAGUACCAUGCUGGCUCGGAGUCCACUUAUGACCCGCGCAGCUGUUAUGCUUACGAAUGAUUCGAUCGACGACAUUUCGAAGCAGCACAGCUUAUAUGACGGCAUGCUUGAUUUUGUCAAUGCGUUAGGCUGCCACACGGCAACGGCAGGUUUAAUCUAUAACCAGCGCCAAAUAUUCACGAAGUCAGGAUCAAUGCUUAAUGUUUCUUUCCGGAAAGACGGGCAGAAGACCAAAGUCACACCACGAGACACUGGGAAAUCUUUGGCAGACCUGCUCUCGCGCCUUGCCACACAAGGGAGGACUUUACGGCAACAUGCACAACACAAUCAACAUGACUUCAUGGGCAAGAACGAGACUGAUUUGUUGCUCUGGGCCGAACGCGUUGUUCAAAUAUCGGCUUUCCACCAGGCGAACUCGCAACAGUUCAAAGCUAAUGAGAUGGAUAUCGAUGGUGGGAAAGGGAAGAAGCCUGCGACACUUAGCUGGAGCGAGUAUCAUCGGGAACAUGCCGUCAGGGAAAUUGAAGACGAUCGUAUUCUUCACAACCACUACUUCUCAAAACAAGCCAGCGCUGCUGCAACCUCACUACCACCGAAAGGGCGCAUGAAACGCCUCAUUACCGAGAUAUCUACGUUACAGACAUCUCUGCCAGAGGGAAUAUUUGUCAUCCAUGGGAGCUCGAGACUUGAUGUGAUGAAGUUUUUGAUCAUCGGGCCCAAAGGUACGCCCUACGAGUACGGCUUCUUUGAAUUUGACUUGUACUGCCCUGUGGACUACCCGUCAAGCCCUCCGAAGGUUCAGUUCAAGACGACGGGAGGCGGUAAGAUUAGAUUCAACCCGAACCUGUAUGAUGAUGGCAAAGUAUGUCUGUCGCUGCUAGGUACAUGGUCCGGCGAGCCUUGGCGGUCUGACCACUCCACCAUCUUGCAAGUGUUAGUUUCGAUACAGUCAAUGAUUCUAUGCGAGAAUCCAUGGUACAACGAGCCUGGGAGAGAAAUGAACGAGAGCAAGGGUCAGAGUACCAAGUACAAUAACGAAGUGCGCUCAUGGACUAUCCAGUAUGCCAUCUAUCCGUGGGCCAGCGCCAUCAGUGCAACUACAGCACAUCCAGAGCAGACACAGCAAGUUAGCUCUGCCUGGCGCUCACUCGCUCAGACCCAUCUCCGUAUCUUUGGUCGCGAAAUUGAUUCAAUCUCGUCGGCUGCCGCGCGGAACAGCAAGUUCUUUGGGCUCGAGGCAUCAGCACGCAGUCUGCACGAAGCAUUAGAUAAGCAGGGCUACCUGGCUUAG